This is a messenger RNA of Anolis sagrei ordinatus, 1426 nucleotides long. NCBI's taxonomy places the organism in Eukaryota, Metazoa, Chordata, Lepidosauria, Squamata, Anolidae. The record is from RefSeq and is a predicted model, not a curated record.
AUGCCAGGGAAAGAAGAUGAAGGAAGGAGGGUCGGCCAUAGAUCCAGAUUGGCAGUAUCGUUUCAGAAAGGCCAGCUUCAAUCAGCUUGGAAAGAAGAACUUCAGUCCAAACCUUUAGAAGAAUCUCUCUCUUCUUCAGAUUCUGCUGCUGGUGUUCAGCAAGGAAAGGUUUCUCUUUCACCCGCUGCCUCUUUUAAGAAGCCGCUCCUAGAUGGUUUGGAUCAGCCAGAAGACAGUGUCUCUAAUAAGCAAAUAGAGAAGAACCAAGAAAAUGAAAUCUUCCACCAGCAGCGAUGUGCUGCCAUUACCAGUGAUAUGUGUGACAUGCUCCUGGGCGAAGAUCGUAGUUACCAAGGAUGUAUGAGUAGUGUGGCUGCAUUCAUUCUGGAGAGAGAGGUUGACAACAGCCAGAGCUCCUACAAGGAGACGUAUGAACUGGUUGCUCUGGGAACAGGAGACAUUUGCUAUGAAGGUUGGAUGGAGUUUAAUGGCAGGAGAGUCCAUGACAUGCAUGGAAUGGUGGUAGCCCGCAGAGCACUGCUGAGAUACUUUUACAAGCAGCUCCUGAGGUACUGUAGCCAAGACCCCGCUGCUCGUGAGAAGUGCAUCUUCUGCCCGGCAGGUGACGGAGUUCACUUGGCUCUGAAACCAAAGUACUUUUUGCAUCUCUAUCUGAGUCGAACGCCCAGUGGAGCUUCAGAGAAUUUCCAGACUGUCUCUUCACGGCCAAAUCCGUCUGUCGGACUCCAUAUUAGCAUCAAAGGGAAGCUCCGGCCUGCCUCGUACUGCCGCCCCAGUGUGCGCUCUGCCUUUGUCUAUUGUGUCUCCGGCAGCGAUAAACUGACCCGGUGGAGUGUUUUGGGCGUCCAGGGUGCCCUCCUCAGCCACAUCAUCCUCCCUGUGUAUAUCACAAGCGUCGUCGUAGCUGAUCCUUACCAAGACCACACUGUCCUCCAUGAAGUCGUCAACGAUCGUGUGCAGCUGGGACCAGGGGAUGGCUUACCAAAGCUCUAUAGCCAGAAGCAGAUGUAUUUCUUUGAAGGCCCCCGCGUAGCCCCUCUUGAUGCGCCUCCAGACUGUCGUUCCUUGAGCCUCAACUGGUGUGGUGGAGAUGACAUGCUGGAGCUUGUGAACGGGACUGUCGGGAAGGCAGUACAGGACAUGGCACACCCAGGAGACCAGUACCGCCCCAGUCGGCUCUGCAAGGCCACCAUGUGGAGCAUGUUUAGAAAGGUGGCUCGGGAGAUGAAGAGAGAGGACUUGACAUCGCUACCCACAUACCACGAAGGCAAAGUCCAAGCGGAAGCCUAUCAGAGUGCCAAGCUCCAGAUGUACACGCAGCUGAGAUUGCAGGACUUUGGCAAGUGGCCCCAAAAGCAGUUGGUGGACAACUUUGCCAGCUAGGUUGCCCUUGCAGCUAAGCCAG